This is a messenger RNA of Anopheles arabiensis, 8129 nucleotides long. RefSeq lists its product as uncharacterized. The record is from RefSeq and is a predicted model, not a curated record. Lineage: Eukaryota; Metazoa; Arthropoda; Insecta; Diptera; Culicidae. Gene Ontology annotation, molecular function: ionotropic glutamate receptor binding; synaptic receptor adaptor activity. Bases 756 to 5486 code for a protein of 1576 amino acids. The transcript is spliced from 15 exons. Gene Ontology annotation, cellular component: postsynaptic density; postsynaptic membrane; dendritic spine.
AUUGUGGGUGUUCGUCGGUCGCUUUGCGUUCCGCAGAUAGCCACACCGUAGCAGAAGCAAUAGCAAAUGGAUUGUGAGUUUUAAUAGGUUGGCUCAACUCGAUAAGCAUUCUAAUCGCCUGGUAUUUUGCAAUACCUGUACGGUUUUUGUGAAAUGAGUGCGUUUAUUCGAAGCUCAGUGUAAAUGGCGAUUGAAAAGCUCCAGACGGAUAAACAACAAAACAAAUUCAACACAGCAACAAGAAGGCCCUGAGCAUCUGUCAAUCAUUUUCGUCCUCCAAAAAUUAGCGAUUCGUGAAGCGUGUAUGUGUGUGUUUUAAUGGUCAUAGUAGUGUGCGUUUUGUCAUGGUGUGUUUUGCAGAAGAGUUCUAGAAAUUGGUUGGGAGAAGUAUUCAAACGGCAAAUGUGAUUUUUGGUAAACUUAGCCCAAAGUCUACGGUGUGUGAAGUCAGCACUGAUUAAAGGAUACAAACACACGAUCAGUGCUGUUAAAAGGUAACCACGAUUGAAUCAACUUUACGACUCGUCCUUGUGGAAGAAGAAUUCGACUAAAAAAACGUAGAGUUCAGUUAAAGGACAAAUAUUCAUUCAUGGAUGAUCAGCAAUAGUUCUCGUUGCUAAAUUUAGACUUGAACGAUGAAGGAGAACUUCCAAAAAACAUGAAAUAAGAAACCUGCGCCCAGUACUUUCGUGUGAAAGUAAAUACAUUCGUUGGCAUCCACGGAGCGCUUUCUUGUCACUACGUUAUCCUCAAAAAUGGACACAAUGACUUUUGACGAUGAGCCACCACCUGAACCCCGGGAAGGCUGGCUGCUUGUACGUGUAUUCGUCCCUGAGUUAAACGUCCAUAAGAGCCUCCAAUUUCCAUCGGAUAAGAUCGUGUGGGACGUGAAGCAACAGUGCCUUGCUUCAUUACCCAAGGUGGCUUAUUGGUUUUGGGAAUUAAAAGAAAGCUUCAAUUAUGGAUUAUUCUCCCCACCAUCAAACGGUAAAGCUGGUAAAUUCCUGGAUGAAGAACGGCGAUUAGGAGACUACCCUUUUAAUGGACCAGUGGGCUACCUAGAGCUCAAAUAUAAGCGACGCGUCUACAAGAUGCUCAACUUAGAUGAACGCCAACUGAAAGCUUUGCACACACGUGCUAACCUUCGACGCUUCAUUGAGUGCAUCAAUAGCGGUCAGGUGGAAAAAAUCGCCAAGAUGUGUGCCAAAGGAUUGGAUCCCAAUUUUCAUUGCCAGGAAACGGGUGAAACGCCACUUACUAUUGCCACUGGUUCAAAGAAGCCGAACAAGCUACUGAUCGCGCUCGUAAACGGUGGUGCUCUAUUGGACUAUCGAACCCGUGACGGCGCCACUGCGUUACAUAGAGCCGUAGAACGCGACAGUCUAGAAGCGGUCAGCACGCUUUUGGAAUUAGGAGCAUCUCCAAACUAUCGUGAUACGAAAGGCCUAACACCUGUUUAUCUAUCUGUUACGCGGAAAACAGAUCCCAAAAUCAGUGAAGUACUUUUACAUGAUCAUGCGACACUAGGCAUUCAAGACAGUCAAGGGUGGCAGGAAGUGCAUCAGGCUUGUCGGAACGGGUUAGUUCAUCAUUUAGAGCAUUUAUUGUUCUACGGUGCGGAUAUGGAUGGUCAAAACGCUUCCGGCAAUACGCCGCUGCAUGUUUGCGCUGUUAACAAUCAGGAGGCUUGUGCUAGAAUGCUACUUUUUCGUGGUGCCAACCGAGGCGCAUUAAACUAUGCCAACCAGACGCCGUACCAGGUUGCCGUUAUUGCCGGUAAUCUAGAGCUGGCAGAAAUGAUUCAAAAUUACAAAAACGAGGAUAUUGUCCCGUUCCGUGGACCACCACGAUAUAAUCCCAGGCGUCGAUCCGGGUUAGGCUGGGGAUCGACGUUAUCUCGCAUAUAUGGUGGACCACCGUCCCCCUGCCCGUCCGAGCAUCCAUUCAGUUCUGCUAGUUCCAGCCUGUCUGAGGGUUCCAGCCAUCGAAGCCAUGAAGAUGACAUCAGUAUCGUGACAGAUAAAAGCCUGGGAGAUACAAGCGAUAUCAUCAGCGACUCUUCUGGUGUCGGAACAAAUUCUGACAGUGCUGCCUGCUCCAUAGGUCAUCCAAGCACAACUGUUGUUUGCAUGGAAGGAUACGAUGCCGGGCUUUCAGGACAUAUACACAUACAACCAGGCGAUGUGAUUGAAGUGGUCGGUUCCACCGACUGUGGUUUACUGGAAGGUUUUGUACGUGGUACAAACAAGACGGGUUUCUUUCCGGCCAGCUGUGUGCAAGAAGUGCAGUUUCGCCAGAAGAGUAUUAUAAACGUUUCCACCUCAACACCUCACCAUCACUAUCUGAUAAAUACUAGUAGUAAUGAAAUAGUCAGUCAUAAUCUACAACAACAAUUGCAUCAGCAACAACAACAGCAACAACAGCAACAGCAGCAGCAUCAGCAGCAACAACAACAACAACAGCCAUCUUUGUUUGAACAGCAGCAACACACUCAGCUUCAUUAUAACAGCCAAACAGCACCAAGAAUGAAAAAAUCAAUUAUUGGAGAACCUCGGACAGUAGUGCUACAUCGUGCCAAACGCGGUUUCGGAUUCAUUCUUCGUGGAGCAAAAGCUUCUUCGCCAUUGAUGCAGCUCAAACCAUCGCCACGUUGUCCGGCAUUGCAAUAUUUAGAUGAUGUUGACCCAGGAGGUGUGGCAGAUAUUGCUGGUCUGAAGCCAGGAGACUUCCUAUUAGCCAUUAACAGUGAAGAUGUAACAUGUGCAUCACACGAGCACGUGGUUGAUUUGAUCCGCAAUUCCGGUUCGCUGGUGUCAAUGACGGUUGUUACACUAUCACAAAAUCUUAUAAACUCUAUGAUGCUGGAAGCAUCCGAGAUAGGAAGUCAACAUUCCUCCGGAUCGGGCAUGAGUACUCCAAUAUCAUCCCGACAGUGUUCGACGCUUCCCCGGCGUAUGAAUAGUGGCCCACCGGGAAGUAACUGUAAGCAACCUGCGCCAAUGCCUCCCCGUCGUGACCCAAAGACUACACUGAGCGUAGGACGAGCGCGGGCAAAAUCGAUGGUGGCAGGCUUAGAAGGUGGUGGAGAAAAAUGUACAGACGACGAUGAACUAUUGAGUGCGACCAAAUCAACUUCUGCGGAAUCGAUUCAUCAAGCACAGACUCAACUGUUGCAAGCACAACAACAGUGUCACUCGGCUAUUGGAACACCCACACAGACAGGACCGGGUACGCCCGUUCAACCUCGUACAGCUAGUAUCAAGUCGCGUCCAACAUCUAGUCGAAUAACGGCCGCGGAAUUGGAAGAGCUAUUCCAGCGCCAACAAGGGGCUGAUGCAAACCGCUGUUCUAUGCUAAUGUCAAGCUCAAGAUUCCAAUCAACUGGAUUUGACAGUGGUGCUGGUACACCGCCGAUUUCACCACAAAAGGGACCGAUCGUGUAUGCCAGCGUUGCUGAAAUGAAGCGCAAAAAAUCAUCCAAAGCGGGAAUGGGCACGCUAAAAGGACGUCCUAUACCGAUACCCCAGGUCGGUUCGGAUCUAAAACGGACCUUCCACAGUACACCUGAUCUAGCAUCAAUGUCUUCGUCCAAUCAGAACGGUGGAUCAUCGUUGCACUAUGGGAGCAGUUCCGGAACUGGAUCGCAGCUGGCAAUCAACGCUAACGGGUGGUAUAACACCGUUGGUCACAAGGGGCACCGAUCUCAGGACGAUAUGCACAGUCUGCACAUGUCCCUGCAAAGACUGAAUCUUCCACCACCAAACCAUCCACCUCCACCCCCGCCAGUGGGGCAAGUUGUAAAAGUGGAUGUUUCUCGGGGCUCCGAGUAUGAAUGUCUUACCGCCUUACGGAAGCAUAUAGCCCAGAAAGCCAAAGUUCAAUCCCUAGUGCAGGAAGCAGAAGUUAUGUCCAGUUUCAAACCAGCAUCGAAUGCCAAACUGUACGCUUCCCCUCAGGAUAUUCGAAACGUUGGUUAUCGUACGGUUAACGUCGCUGGGGCUACUACUUCACCAUCACUCACGGGUUCAACAUCGGCUGCUGGAAACAACAGUGCCUCUUCUUGUGGUAGUAAUGGAAGUAACACGAACUCCAAUGUGGAGCUCUGCAAAUCUGGUUCACUUCGGUCAAAUGCUAGCUCGACGAUCAACAUAAACUCUAGCGCCGUAACAGGUUCCGUAAUUAAUAACGUGACAACAGUAACGAUCAGUGGAAAUGGAAACGUUGCCACUAAUAGUACGUCUUCAAAUCAGUACGCUCAACCUGGUCGCCCGGGCGCAGAUACUCAACAACAAAUUGCCCAACCACAAGCACUUUAUAAAUCUCCACCUAAUAGUGCACCUCCACUACCCGAGCCAGAUUACAGUUUGAGUGAAUCAGAUCCGGAUGAGGAUAACUCGGUACGUUUGGUGCGUACGCAUAUUAAAACAAAUGGAGAUCUUAAAACACAAAAUCCAGGAAUGGCAGCCGAAACAAGUGGCAACAGUAACACAAGUGGUAGCUCGACCGGCUCCAGCUCUAUGCCCCAAUCAUUCUCGGUGGAAGAAAUACAGAAGAUUCGCACGAAACUAAAAUCGUCUAAAUCGUACCCGAACGACUUCUUACGGCAACAAAACAGCCAGCCAUCUCAACCGGGUGUAGAACACGGUGCAUCGGGCGGUGUGCCUCACGAAGAAGGCGAUAAUUCAUCGUCUGGUGUAAGCAGCGAUCAAGAAAUAACGAUCACUUGUAACGAUACAGCCAAGCAGCCAAAACCGUCAUUCCCCAAGCAGAUGGUUGGUACCACUGUUUUAAAGACAAAUGUCACCACCUCUACCCUAGCAGCCGCAGGAACUGGGGCAAGUGGCUUGAUUGAAUCAAAAAAAGUGACAUUGCAUCUAGGGGCAUCCGCCGAUACGAAGUUGCAACACAACAACAAUCUCACCGAACGAAGAAAUGAUGCUGCUGAUAAUGAUGAUGCUGAUCAAGAUGAUAAUGAUAGUCCUAGCCCACCUGCGACUGGAUUCCAGCGGCAUAAUUCACUCACCCGGAAACAGGCAGCCACCAUUGCCGCAAAUCGUGCGAAGGCAAACCAACAAAAUAUACAGCAACGGCAUGCAGUAACGUUAGCUACCUUACCGCCCCCAAUUGAGGCAGCCGACUCCGACGAAGCUGACUCUUGGUCACAUCCUCUUCAAUCUUCAGGUGGUGAUGGCGCCGCACAAUUAGUCGAGGGUGCCGGCAUGGUGGUUUUAGCACCACCUCCAGAAUUUAGCGAUUCAACCGUCAGCCAUAUUACUGGUCCAAUUUCCGGUGGUGUUAGCAUUAACGUGCAACCACAUCACUCCCAUCAACAUACGCAUCAGCAUCAUCAGCAUCAACAUGUACAUCAUCAUCAUCAACAUACGGGAAGCGGCGGAUCACUCGCGCUUGGUGGUCACAACCCAAAUUGCAAGCGCGUCCGUAUUGUUGGUGCGGUGCCGAAAGUAAAUCGUAUGAACAGUCAGUAAGAAAGAGUCUGAUCUGUGUCAACCGAAAAUUAUUUGUCGGUAAUGUAUUUAAAGAACUGUAAAAAGACAUCAAAAGAACAUACUAUAUGACUUAAAUUUAGUAACGUGAUUACAAUAGAAACUAGUUGUUUGGUAAUAGUGAUGUAAGCAAAAAAUUUCUUUUAACUCAUUCCUUCCUCCAGAUGGAUGAAAGGAAUGGUGUUGAGAUUAGUUUUUGUUUCACAAUAAUUCUGAUAUUAAUGUUUGCAAUCAAUUUGUUUGCAGGGAUUGAAUUAUUUUUUUAUAUAAAAUAUGAAAGAGCAUUCUUUAUGCGUGCGUUUGUGCAUAGUUUUACGCAAUAUUUUGCUCUUUCAGUGAAUAUUUUGUUUUGGGGUAUGGGACUGAAAAAUACAGGAAUGCAACCAGAUAUCCUACGCACUCAUUAAUUACAUUAAUUAACAAAGUCAAAUACGUGCGCCCAGGUAACUAGUUGAGUUGCUUUAUUGCUUACCGAGCAGGCCACUAAUAAGCACUGAGAUGUGUAAAGAAUCACAAUUUUAAGACCCAAUCGCGCUCCGCAAGCGAUAUGUAUGUGCAGUUUUUUUUAAAAAAAAGGUGUUUAAAAUAAGUGUUUUAAAAGUGAAGUAGAAGCAGUCUUUUCGUAACAAUAAGGGUGGCGUUAUUGGUUGGUCAGCGCAUACUCUCGAAAAAAUAUAACACAACGAUUAAGGGCAAAAUUUAGUCCAUGUAUCACAAAUAAAAGGCAUCAAAGAUAUGUUUUGUGAUAGCUACGAUAAAGCAGCAACAAAGCAUAGCGCGAUGUGACGAUGCAUUUGCGCAAUGUAUGCCAAUCGUUUGACUCUUUCCAAUCUCAGGCAAGAUGAAUCGCACUUUGUAACAUUUCAGUUUGAGUAAACACCAUGCUGUACACCAUGUAUUAUUGAAACAAUCGGAACCGAACCUUUUUUAAUGAAUCAUAAAGCAUAAAUUAAUUAAUCAUGGCUAAUGACAUGAUACUUUUACGGGGUGGAAUAUAUGGAGAUAAGAAGGUAUAACACAAACACACGUAAUCUAAGCUAAAUUUGUCUACACAUGUUUCGACUGAUUGGGCAGUCAGAAAGUUGUAGUAACUUAGUAUCGUAGUAAAACUCCCAAAAACAGCUGCACAUUGUGUGUCGUUUUUGUUGAAUUCUAAGUACUGCUGUAAUCUUAUGCACAGCAUUUAUUUUCGUUCGUCGCAAAUUCAUAUCCUUUGCAAAGGUUUGUUUCAAGUAAUGUUUUGAUUUGAGGAUAAACAGUGAAUUAACAUUAAAACAGUUUUGAUAUAAAUAAUAGUCCAUCACACACAUGUAUCGUGCAAUGAGCCACUCGUUUAUAUAUCUGCAUGAACCAAACAACCCAAACAACAAUAGGGAACAUAAUUACUAUUCUGGGAUAUGGUAGGAUCAUAAUCGAAGAAAACACCUUGAAAUGGAAAACAGAACAGAGGGAACUGCUAACUGCGCAUCAUUGUAGGGCCAAAUUGAUAAAACUCAGCUAGGAAGUAAAGAAAAGUCGUCACGUAGCGUAAUGUAACAUGGAAAUGGGUAACAUACAUUGCGAUAUUUUGUUCUUGAAAAAUUGCUAGGUAGUACGCCGGGAAAAGCGUAAUUAAAACAAAACUGGAACUAAUUUUUUUUCUACAUACAUACAUUUUAACGCGAACGUACCAAAACACACGUAUUUAUAUAGCGAGGGAAGAGUUAGAAUAGUGGUUGUCUGCAUGCUAGGAAUAAUUAUCGUCCCAUUUUAGAAGACUCGAUCAUUCUAAUGCCUAUACACCACCAUACACCAUUAGCAAAUGCAUCGUAACGCGCUCGCCAGAACCUAGCAGAAAUAACUCAUACAAUGAUCACAAUUCAAUGGAGGAAUUCAGGUCGUUACAAAGUAUUAGGGAAAUUCGCUUUUUUAUAAACACCAGCUGAGCACUUUUCUCACAACUGUAUGACACAAACCGUACAUGACGAAACAAUUGGUUUGCAAUUGGUCUUGCUUUCUAUUUCCCUCCGUGACAGAGUCAGAGUAAAGGCUUCGAACUGAGCGCUCGAAUGAAGCUUAGCGAUUUGUAAUGCAGUAGUUGAGAUCGAAUAGCAAUAGCAACGAAAUAUACAUAAACAUAAAGAAAAAGAUAAACGAACAAACAAAAAGGUACUGCAGCGUGCUGCUCCGUCGUAGAAAAUUGAUAACCAUAACAAACAGAACUUGUUGCGGAAAAAUGCGUACGAUAGUACUAAAUUUUAAUAAAAACCCAUUUCUCAUUGCAUUUGCAUAAGAAAAAACAAAAAGCAUUAACAUUUUGAUCCCAACCGUCAAUAGUGUAUUCUGGGAUAAAGUAUAUUCGUGUUAAAAUUUCGGAAGUUUCCAAAGACGGCACAAAAGCAAACAGUUUAACAAUAUGGCCACAUGGUAGAAAAAUUAAAAACAGCAUUCACUCGCUAUCAGACCCACCAUCCUCCCAAUAAGGAAAUGUGCGACAUUACACAGGCAACAACCUCCUUGAUACACAAGAUUCACAACUCUUUGAAGUAAAAGCUAUACCCACACACAAAUGAAUAUGUCAAUGUUCAAUUGCAUAUUCUUCCCCACAUUGGUAAGAUAUUGAAAUAAAAAAUAUUGAUAAAUAAA